This is a messenger RNA of Cladocopium goreaui, 1533 nucleotides long. NCBI's taxonomy places the organism in Eukaryota, Dinophyceae, Suessiales, Symbiodiniaceae. The record is from the annotation of a GenBank genome assembly.
CAAGCAUCUGUCAUCAUGAUUGGGCAUCAGUAUAGAGGAUCGUGGCCACAGGGCAACCAUGGCCCCCCGCACCAACGCGGCCGGCAGGUGAGCCAGGAGCAAAUCUUGGAGAGAAUCCACGGGAACCUCUACAGCAUCGUUGGGGAGGCGGUGGAUGACGUCAAGGUAGAGGAGGAUAAAUGGAGCAGAACCGAGAUUGUGAAGCGAAUUGUAGGCUACAUCUACAAGGCUGCGAAGACUCCCGAUUUGAUGCACAAACCCUGGCAGGAGAUUUCCAAGACCAUUGUGCACCAUGGCAUGGGUAGCUAUGUCUCUGCUUGCAGCGAGAAACCCUGGUUCUACCAGUUGGCCCUGGGGAACGCCUUCACAUCAGCUGUUUGGGAGUUGGUGCAAGCUUCCGCGCGGGGGCGACCGCAAGUGCACUUCCAGGAUGUGCAAGACUUCGUGGUGCGGGAAUUUGAACAACAUCUGGACAAGUCGCUGUUGACCAAGGCGGUCUGGGACGCCACUAUGCUGACGUUCAAAGACAGGGACAUCCAGCCGAAGAUUUUCAAAGCGGUGCACAAUACCUACCAGCCAGCGUUGGAUGAGCUGCUGGCUGAUACGAGACCCAUAGAUGAUGCAAGGAAGGUGGAAACCUUCACGAGACGGUGGAUGGAAACCAGCAUGCAACGAGCCUGGUCUGCCCUGGAGAGUGCGGAACAAGUCCUGAGCACUGGGCAGGUGAUUCGCCUCUUUCAAAAUCUCAUUGCUCCCUUUGGCGAGGGGCAUGAAUAUACGUGUAUCCCGAGCAUGUUGGUGGACCAGAUCGGAAGACCGCCAAGAAACUGGAAGUUUCUGAGAACGGCGGUGUCAAAGAUGUUUGAGGAGUGGCACGCUGCACAGACAGCCCCACAACCUUCCAAGAGAAGGAAAAAAGGCCAUGACGGCGGAGGAGGCGGCGGAGGUGGCGAAGAGCCAGAGGAAGCAGAGGAGCAGGAAGCAACUCGAGAUGAGGAGGAGGAGGUGCCAGCUGAAGAGGAGAAUCCCCCAGAAGAGGAGGAGUUGGGCGACUUUGCAGCAGAGAAUGGCACCAACGGUGCGAAGGAAGAGGUCCUGGAGGAAGAAGAUGCCGAGCUCAAGGACCCCUGGGAGACUCUUGAACCAGAAGAUGCGGAGCUUGAGGACUUGGACGUGAAAGAUGGCGAGGAUCUGAACGGUGCAGGCGGCGAAGCGCUGCCCGAAGAGAAUGGUCAUCCGGAAUGCACCUCAGCCGGCGACUGCUUGGGGGCGCCAUCUGAUGGUUUGGUCAGACACAUGAUCGAAGGGGAAGACGGUGAUGUAUACUGCGAGGCCUGUUGGCAUUCCUUCAUGUUCCACAACCCUGACCUGGAGGGACUGUGGGAGGAUGGAGACCAGGCGGGUCAACGCUACGAAGCUCCGCCGGGUGAUCCAUGAAUGGCGGGAGUGAACGGGCAAAGUUCAAGGCCAGGAACUAGAUUUUGUUUGAACCCAACUCUUAACGAUUCAAAUAAAUCUUGCUUUGGAAUCUUG